This is a messenger RNA of Triplophysa rosa, 1133 nucleotides long. RefSeq lists its product as uncharacterized. NCBI's taxonomy places the organism in Eukaryota, Metazoa, Chordata, Actinopteri, Cypriniformes, Nemacheilidae. The transcript has 3 exons. The record is from RefSeq and is a predicted model, not a curated record. The coding region runs from base 146 to 886 and encodes 246 amino acids.
UGUAUGUCAGAUGACCUUCUUGCAAGAAUAAAUGAUCAAAGACAAUUCUUGGUUGGUUUGCAUUUCACCCUCACCCGUAAUAGGUUAGAUAUAAUUAAAAUAUAAAAAUCAUUUCUGAACAUACAGUUUCAAGACAAAAGAUACAAUGAAGUUCAUUGUGUGUCUGAGUGGUCUUCUGCUGAUCUUUCUGCUUCCUCAUUGGACACAAAGUUUGGAGAAUGAAGCAGUGGACAAGGAAACUCUCGCCAAGAUUAUAAACUUCUUUGAGCAGAACUAUAAGAGAGUUGAUGCUGAUGGUCAGCCCCGUCAGUACGCGACAGCCAUCAACGUACCAAAAGCUCAAUGUCAAGCCAGCUUUAAUCCUUCACAGAAAAACUUUCUGACUCAGGAAGAGGCACAAAAUGUAAAAAAUGUCAUUGGCGAUGAGUCCACUGCACUUUACCAGGGUAAACAGCUUAUAGCGGCAGGAAAUAGAGAAAAAAUAAUAAAAAAAAAUAAAAAAAUACUAAUUCAUUCUGAGUCUCUCUUACUAAACCCCCCUGACAAUUCACCCAUGACAAAACUCUUAAACAAAAAUAAACAAGACUGCAGUAUUUUCUAUACCUUUAACUCUCCGUGUGUUGAUACGUGUCUCAAAGAGCAAGGCCCAUAUAGCAUCCUCAAAGCUCUUGAUAGCUGGAGCAAACACAGUGGAAUUAAAGCUUUUGUUUUUAAAGAGUUCUGGAAGUUUGACAAAGAAAAAGAUCUUAAGAGCAAAUUUAAGCUUGUUGCAUCACGUGUGCCUCUUUAUCGCUGUGUGAGUGAGACCGAGUGCCAUGCUUGUAAAGGAGAAGGAAACACCCCCAUCGAUGAGAACUGUCUCCCACCAAAAACAAACAGGCCAUGAGUUAUCGUGAUGGGUGAAGUGCAUUGGCGAUGGUACUAAAAUGUCAUGAUUAUGCUUAGAUCAUCAAAUGAUUGUAAUUGUAAUUGAAAAGUAAUAUAAAACAACGUAAUUUUCACUGCAUUGAAUUACGAUGAAAAACAACAGGGAAGUGCACACUGUGCACAACCUAUUUCCCUCACUUUGUACUAUAGAGACCUAUUCAUGUUAAACAAUGACUUUUGUAUCAUUUAAUGUACCUGAAAUUAAA